This is a messenger RNA of Zingiber officinale, 2825 nucleotides long. Its product is annotated as fanconi-associated nuclease 1 homolog. Gene Ontology annotation, molecular function: 5'-flap endonuclease activity; hydrolase activity, acting on acid anhydrides, in phosphorus-containing anhydrides; zinc ion binding. Gene Ontology annotation, biological process: interstrand cross-link repair. The record is from RefSeq and is a predicted model, not a curated record. Gene Ontology annotation, cellular component: nucleus. NCBI's taxonomy places the organism in Eukaryota, Viridiplantae, Streptophyta, Magnoliopsida, Zingiberales, Zingiberaceae. The coding region runs from base 418 to 2643 and encodes 741 amino acids. The transcript has 13 exons.
AAAUCUACAUGGCUUACAGAUGCCUGCCUAACAAGAGGAACAAAGAGGAAACUAACACAAAGCAAUCUUCUUCAGUUUCAGUUCUCAAAAAGAAAUAGAACAGAACCAAUUCUGGAUGAUAUAUACAGUGAGGAAGCAGAUAAUGCAUGUACAGAAUAUAAUCAUGAAAACGAAUGUGGUACUGCUUUUGCAUUGCCAAAAGAUCUCUCUGGAAUUAGAAAUGGGAACAUAUGUGAAUCAGAUCACUCUGACAAUUUUCCAAGCCAUCUAGGAAACUUUACAAAGACUCUUCCUCCAGAGAACACUUUCCUUGGUGAUUCCAUUAAUCAGGUGGUGGAUUCAUGUGAUCCCUAUAUAUGUCCUCAUUUAAAUAAGGAUGAGUUGGAUGAACAAGGUACUAAAGAUGCUAACUGUGUGAUGACGUUCGUAAGUUAUAUUGUGGGCCGGAGAUUCCAUGCAAGUGUUGAGUUGCAACAAGGUGCAAGAAUUUUGUUGGCUAGAGACUCCAAAAAUGUUAAGGACAGGAACGCUAUCAUGGUACUCGGUGCAGAUUCUGAUUGUAGGGUGAUGCUUGGAUAUCUGCCUCGGGAGCUAUCAAAGUAUUUGUCUCCAUUAAUUGAUAACCAUUACAUAGAAUGUGAGGGGUUUGUAGACUCUCUUCCUCAUCGCGCUCAUGAUCAUGUUCCCAUUAAACUGGUUUGCCGAAAAAGUUUAGAUUGCGCCGAAAGCAAGGAAACAUGUACUGAUUGUGAUUUUCCUGAAUCCCUAUGGGACAAUCUGGUGGUUGCUAUUGAAAAUAUUAAGGUGCAUCAACCUAAAAUGAUAAAGUACCAGAAUAACUUUUCUUUGAUGAUUGAAGAGGUUAUAAGCCAUCAUUCACACCUUUUUACUAUCGAAGAAAAAACAUUUAUAGGGUAUUUUACAUCACUAUCAGAUGAAGGUCAAAGGCUUUUUAUACGAAUAUACACUCGUAAAGGACCAUGGUUCAGGGUAAGCAACAUCUCCUACUCUGAGAUUCAAGAUGUACAAAAAGCCAUUGCGGAACUACAGUUGGCAGGUUUCAUUUACUCAUUUCAUUCAUGUGAUGAUUCGUUUACAUACAACAUGAAAGAGGUUCUUGACUUGCUAAAUGUUUCUGAAAUGCGUCAAAUCAUAAGUUCAGAAGUUCAUAAGAAAGGAAUCAACUGCAGUCGCCGAAAUGAACUUGUAAAUAUCCUCUGCUCUGCUUAUGCCAGUGGAGCAUGCCCACUGCUACCAAAGAUGAUUCUCGAACAAACAGGAACCUGCAUCAGAAUUUCUUCUUUAGCUGAUGUUUUCUGGCGCAUUCAGAGGCUCUUUUUCCUUAAUGGUGAUCAGGACCUUUCAGAAUUUCUUUUAGUUGAUCUUGGGAUUAUCAAAUUUCCAGAUUAUGUCUGCAAUGUUUCUCACCAAAUUUUUGAAGAUCGUUCUGAUCUUACUGAUUAUGAAGAGGCCAUUGAAGUGGCUCAGAUAGUGGAUGAAUCUCUUGAAGCAAAUAAUGUGGAAAUGGUGACAAGAUGCAUUGACAUAGCUGAUGUCCGUAUGUGCACUGGCUUCACAAGAAAACAUGACUUCACCACUGAUCCUCCGCCGCAUUUUUAUUCAUGUUUUUCAGCAUCAUUUGUAUACUCAAAGGUGCUAUCAUUGGGUGUUUCCUUCUUUGAGCGCGAGCAUAGGUAUGAAGAUGCAAUAAGGAUUCUGAAGGGACUCCUCACAAGAGUCACUCGUGACAGUAGGAGAGGAUACUGGACCUUGAGGCUUUCUGUUAAUUUGGAACACAUGAAUUAUUUCAAUGAGAGUCUCUCUGUGGCUGAAGAAGGAAUUUUAGAUCCCUGGGUUCGUGCUGGUUCAAAAAUGGCAUUGCAAAGGCGCGUUCUCCGUUUAGGCAAACCACCUCGCCGGUGGAGGGUACCUGAUUAUGCCGAUUCUGUUAAGCGAAAAAUCAAAGAGAUUUGCAUAACUGGAAGACCUUUGACUAAUGAGACAGCAUCCAAGAAUAUGUAUUAUGGGUAUGAUGAUGAACUGUGUGGAGUCGAGCAGCUGGCCUUGCAAUACUAUGCAGAAGAAGGUGGAUGGAGCGGCAUCCACUCGGAAGGCGGGAUCUGGAUGACGAUCUAUGGCCUUCUCAUGUGGGACGUUAUAUUCAGCAAUGUCCCGGACGUUUUCAUAUCAAGAUUUCAGACUGCUCCGCUAGAUUUCGAUACGGACGACUUUUACACGAGCAGGGAGCAUCUCAUAGAAUGCCAGUUGCAGAAGAUUGAAGAUGGCAUGGCUGAGGAGAUUUUGAUCUGCUCCUGGGAGUCCCACAUGGGGGUGGCUUGCCGCGGCGUGAACUGGGAACGGCAUUCACUUCCAGAUCUACGAGCUGCUGUCUCAUGCAUCGGAGGCUGCCCGUUGGCUUCGCUCUGCCGGCAUCUGGCAGUCGAUUACCGGAGUUGGUCCAGCGGCAUGCCGGAUCUGUUGCUGUGGCGCUUCCAUGGAGAUAGCAGUCGAGGCGAAGCAAAGCUUGUAGAAGUAAAAGGCCCGAGCGAUAGGCUUUCGGAGCAGCAACGAGCAUGGCUGCUCAUCCUCAUGGAUUGUGGGUUUGAUGCUGAAGUGUGCAAAGUCAGGCCAUUAUCCAAAUGAAACGACCGUGAUAAGAUUCUCAUGUGUUUAAGCAAAUUUCAUUAGCUUGUUGGCUUUGUGCUACGGCCAAAAUCUUCUCAUUCAAUGCAAUUUGAUGUUUAAAUUUAAUUUCAUCCUGCACGCACGAUUUGGAGAAACACAAUUCGACAUGAUUUUAACAAAAACCUUUAUUACAGCUCGAA